AUGAACAUCAAGCAUAUUUAGAUGUAACAUUUAGUUUGUGAACAUCAAGAAACAUAUCCUUCUCAAAGAAAGAAGCCACAUGUGUAUUGGCUGCUUAUUAAGGUAAUUGUUCAAUUGUAUAAUUUAGAUAAAUUAAAAUCUACUCAAGAGGCUUUGGCAUAAAAUGAAUAAGAUUUACAAAACAAAAAGGAUCCUAUAUGUAAGAAUUAUAGACAAUAUGUAUAGAGUAGGAUAAGGAUGCUCAAGCCUAAGAGAUCUAAAUAUACAGUGAACUUAAGUCACAAUAUCAAAUUUAACAUCAAACUACAAGAAAUGCCAAAGAGUUUGCUAAUUCUGCUGAAGUCAGUACAGUCAUUAGAAACAAGUUAAAUUCAAGAGGACUAGUUUGA
Messenger RNA from Paramecium octaurelia, 389 nucleotides. Lineage: Eukaryota; Ciliophora; Oligohymenophorea; Peniculida; Parameciidae. The record is from the annotation of a GenBank genome assembly.